GUCAACAUUAAAGAUGAAGAAGAAGAGGAGGAGAUUGGUACAUCUGUUUCUCAUGGAGACCAUGUUGAGACAUUCUCUACAUCCAGAGAGCAAGAGCAGGAAGAUCAGAGACCUAAGAGAUCUCACCACUGCCCACAUUGUGAGGAGGUUUUCCCAUUUCUAUCAGGACUAAAAAUACACCUACAAAUACACACCGGAGAUAAUCCGUAUUCCCCCACUGACUAUGGGAAGAGAUUCACAACAUCACAUUCUCUGACAGUUCACCAGAGUGUGCGCUCUGGAGAGAAGCCUUACUCCUGCUCUGACUGUGGGAAGAGUUUCUCUCGACUGAGCCAUUUAAAAAGACACCAAAGUAUACAUAAAGGAGAGAAGCCUUACUCCUGCUCUGACUGUGGGGAGAGUUUUGCUCAACUGGGGACUUUAAAAAAACACCAACGUAUUCACACAGGCGAGAAGCCUUACUUCUGUUCUGACUGUGGGAAGAAUUUCUCCCGAUUGGAUACCUUAAAAACACAUGAACGUAUACAUACAGGAGAGAAGCUUUACUCCUGCUCUCAUUGUGGCAAAUGCUUCACAACAUCAACUGAGCUAAAAGUUCAUCAGAGAACACACACAGGAGAGAAGCCUUACUCCUGCUCUGACUGCGGGGUGAGUUUCUCUCGACUGGGCCACUUAAAAACUCAUGAAAGUAUACACACAGGAGAGAAGCCUUACUACUGCUCUGACUGUGUGAAAUUCUUCACAACAUCAACUGAGCUAAAAGUUCACCAGAGAACACACACAGGAGAGAAGCCCUACUCCUGCUCUGACUGCGGGGCGAGUUUCUCGCAACUGGGCAACUUAAAAACACAUGAACGUAUACAUACAGGAGAGAAGCCUUAUUACUGCUCUGACUGUGGGAAAUGUUUUAAAACAUCAACUGGGCUAAAAGUUCACCAGAGAACACACACAGGCGAGAAGCCCUACACCUGCUCUCACUGUGGUGUGAGUUUCUCUCGAUUGGGACACUUAAAAACGCAUGAACGUAUACAUACAAGAGAGAAGCCUUAAACAUGCUCUUGACUGUGGGGCGAGUUUCUCUCGACUGGGCCACUUAAAAACCCAUAAAAGUAUACACACAGGAGAGAAGCCUUAUUACUAGAGCUGUGGCGGCCAUGAUUGUCAUAUAAAUAUUUACCAGUCUCAUGGUAAUUGACCGGUAAUUAACCUAAACAUGUUUAGCAUGUCUUGGCUUCCAUGCAUAGCCUACGAGCCACUGAUGUGGACCUUUUUUGAAACAUCUACAUUGUAAAAAGUAUAAUAAAUCCAUAUAAUAUAAUGCACCUUCACAAUAAAUCCAUUAUUUAUUUUAUACAGGUCUAAAAUAAACAUGAUAUAAAGAAAAUGUAGCCUAUUUCAGAAGAACAAAAUAGCAUAUUCUGAGUUGUCCUUACAGUAUGUUAGGUCCUGAUCUGGCUUGGCCAUAUGGCUGUGGGCAACACUAGUUCAUUUAGCACACAAUUGAGCAUAGCUGAAAUAAAUAAAAAUAUUCCCCAAAGAAUUUCAGAGGAAGUGUGCACUCUUCUGUGUUAACAGGUCCUCCUAUAUGAUUACUUUAGAUGUGUUUUUGCAACUUUAGUUGGGAUCUAAACGUACGUUUAGAUUUUGAAUACAUUCUAAGGCUGCAUGGUGCAACUCUAAUGAUGAUUUGAAAAAAAGCUGGAUGAAAGGCCUGCUUCUCUUCUCUGUUUCUUUACGCAGGCUGCACACACUUCAUCAGUCUCUCAUUCACAAUUUGACAAGCACUUUAUCAUGUUAUCAACCAUCAGACUGUUCAUCAUUUAAUCUCGUCUUUACAUACAGCCUAUUAAUAUAUAUGUGUAGAAUAAUUUUUCAAUUUAAAAAAACGUCAUCCGUAGCAUGCAGUCGAUUAGGGAAUGAAGGUUACGACGCAUCCAUAAGGUUAGAGGAAGCUAAAAGUUCAUUGAAAUAAAUUCACAAAAUUGUAUAGCCUAAUUAGCCUACUCCUGUAUAUGCAGGAAGAAAGACAAUAUUUCCAAAUAGGCUACUGAAGUAUAGUUUGUCCUCAGAGGAUCAUUUCCUUCUUUAAAAUAUAAAGAAAUUGUAUAUAAAUGGCAUUGUCUACAGUCGGAAGGAAAGGCAGGAAAGUGCUCAAUUUGGGCAGAUUAUUGAUGAGUUGAGACUGUCUGAUAAGUAGAGGCCAAGCCAGACAUUUCACAAUAUUUUCAAAAUACAAUCGUGAGGAAAAUGUACACUACAUGAUCAAAGUAUGUGGACAUGUGCUCAUUGAGCGUCUCAUUCCAAAAUCAUGGACAUUAAUAUGGAGUUGGUCCCCCCCUUUGCUGCUAUAACAGCCUCCACUCUUCUGUGAAGGCUUUUCACUAGAUGUUGAAACUUGCUUCCAUUCAGCCACAAGAGCAUUCGUGAGGUCAGGCAUUGAUGUUAGGUGGUUAAGCCUGGUUCGCAGUCUGCUUUCCAAUUCAUCCCAACGGUGUUCGAUGGGGUUGAGUUCAGGGCUCUGUGACGGUCAGUCAAGUUCUUCCACACCUGAUCUCGACAAACCAUUUCAGUAUGGACCUCGCUUUGUGCACGGGGGA
This is a messenger RNA of Oncorhynchus gorbuscha (pink salmon), 2597 nucleotides long. Its product is annotated as zinc finger protein 239-like. The transcript is spliced from 2 exons. Gene Ontology annotation, biological process: regulation of transcription by RNA polymerase II. The record is from RefSeq and is a predicted model, not a curated record. Lineage: Eukaryota; Metazoa; Chordata; Actinopteri; Salmoniformes; Salmonidae. Gene Ontology annotation, molecular function: DNA-binding transcription factor activity; RNA polymerase II cis-regulatory region sequence-specific DNA binding. The annotation marks the transcript as partial.